This is a messenger RNA of Esox lucius (northern pike), 1248 nucleotides long. Its product is annotated as catechol O-methyltransferase domain-containing protein 1. The transcript is spliced from 8 exons. Gene Ontology annotation, molecular function: O-methyltransferase activity; S-adenosylmethionine-dependent methyltransferase activity. Lineage: Eukaryota; Metazoa; Chordata; Actinopteri; Esociformes; Esocidae. The record is from RefSeq and is a predicted model, not a curated record. Bases 219 to 890 code for a protein of 223 amino acids.
UUCACAAGACCCUCCCAUGUCAGACCAUCGUCAGAAACCAUUUUAUCCAGAAAUUACCGUCUGGCAUAACAGAACUGGAGCCAUUCAUAUUCAUACCUUCCACCAAAUAACUUCCAUAUACACGUGUAUCCAGAGACGCAUUGUUCGGGUCCGUUACACUUGGAGUUGUCUUUGUCGCUGGGUAUUACAUCGGCAAAAGAAGAUCCACAUUUUCCGCUAUGGACCUUUUCAAGAGUCACUCUGGGGCAAAAGAUAACCCUAUAAUGCAAUAUGUUCUCGAUCAUUCAAUGAGGGAGCAUCCUGCGCUGAAAAAACUCAGAAUGAGAACUAUGGAGGAUUCAUGGAGCUUCAUCAUGGUUGCUUGUGAGCAGUCACAGUUAAUGGCUAACCUGGCAAGACUAAUCAAAACCAAGAAAGCCAUAGAAAUAGGUGUAUACACAGGAUAUAAUACUCUGAGUAUAGCACUUACACUGCCAGAUGAUGGGAAGAUUGUGGCCUGUGACAUCAAAGAGGAGUACGCCAAUAUCGGAAAACCCUUUUGGGAAGAGGCUGGAAUGGAUCAUAAAAUAGAUCUGCGCAUCCAGCCAGCAUUGAAAACUUUAGAUGACCUUCUGGCCAAUGGAGAGGCUGAGACCUAUGACUUCAUCUUCAUCGAUGCAGAUAAAGCAAACUAUGACAAUUAUUAUGAAAAGUCUCUGAGACUAGUGAGAAAAGGAGGCAUUAUUGCCAUUGACAAUGUCCUGUGGAGUGGGAAGGUGGUUAACCCUGCAGCUCAUGAUGUCGACAGCCAGGCCAUCGACAAGUUAAACAAGAAGCUGUACCGGGAUGUUAGGAUUAACAUCAGCAUGCUAACUGUGGGAGAUGGCCUAACGCUGGCGUUCAAACUAUAAAAACAAGUUAUGUAGGAGACGGCCUUUUUGACUGUAGUACUAGAUGUUUACAGCCAACCCUGGCCUUUACUGUUGUGCCUAAUUAGUGAGAAGUAGAUUUGCGUGGAUGUAUGUUGAACAAUUUCAAAGUGAACUACUGGUGUGUUAAUAUUUGUGUUCAGUGUAUUUGUCAAGAGCGAACUUCUUUGGUAACACUGCCUUGAAUAACGGUGGUCUGAAAAGGUUUAACUGAGGACCAAAGUGUUUUACAGGUAACAUUGUCUGUUCUACGCAAGUUUUACAAUGUAUGUCUUUUUAAAUGUUAAUUAUGGCUGUGCUGUACAUUUAACUGUAAAUCACUGGACUUGUUUACUGUCAA